Molecule: messenger RNA, 5004 nt
Organism: Rangifer tarandus platyrhynchus (Svalbard reindeer)
Lineage: Eukaryota; Metazoa; Chordata; Mammalia; Artiodactyla; Cervidae
Source: the annotation of a GenBank genome assembly
AUGUUUUCUCCGCACUGUAUGUUACGUGUGGUCAGUCUUCUCAUCUCGCCAGGGGCUAAAUUGAAAAUGGCUUCCCCAGAACCUAAGAGCCUGAUCCCUUUCACCAGAGAAUCUCUUGAAGUUAUGGAACAGCAUAGUACUAAAAAGCCAAGUGAGGAAGACAAAGAUUUAAAGCCGAACUGCGGCUUGGAAGUUGGAAAAGAGCUUCCAUUUGUUUAUGGAAAUCUUCCUCAAGCGAUGGUGUCAGAGCCAUUGGAAGAUGUGGACCCAUACUACACUAAUAAAAGGACUUUCAUAGUAUUAAAUAAAAAGAGAACAAUAUUCAGAUUCAAUGCUACCUGGUGUACAUUGUCUCCUUUCAAUUCAAUUAGAAGAGCAACCAUUAAGAUUUUGGUACAUCCAUAUCCUUUUCUGUUGGUUUUAAACUGCACUAACAUCAAAUGCAACUAUUCUAUUCAAAUAUUGCUGCACGUCCUGACUGACUGCAUAUUUAUGUCUAUGACUGAUUUGCCAAGAUGGGGGCCAGCAUUGCAGAAUACUUUGCUUGGAAUUUAUACAUUUGAAAUACUUGUAAAACUCAUUGCAAGAGGCAUCUGGGCAGGACCUUUUUAUUUCUUUGGUGAUUCAUGGAAUUGUCUUGAUUUCGGUGUAACUUUAUUUGAGCAUAUUUCAAGAUAUUCACCUCUGAAUUUCACUUCAUUAUUUAGAAUUAUGAGAAAUUUGAGAAUUUUGAAAAUUAUUCCUUUAAACCAAGGAAUGAAGUCUUUUGUAGGGAUACUCAUCCAUUGUUUGAAGAAACUCGCUGUGGUCAUUAUCCUAACUCUCUUUUUUCUGAGUGUAUUUUCUCUAAUUGGGAUGGGGCUCUUCAUGGGCAAUCUGAAACAUAAAUGCUUGCGAUGGCCCCAAGAAAAUGAAACUGACAUGCUGAGUAACAGAACUGGAAACCCAUAUUAUAUUCGAGAAACAGAAAACUUUUAUUAUUUGGAAGGAGAAAGAUAUGCUCUUCUUUGUGGCAACAGAUCAGAUGCUAGUCAGUGUCCUGAAGGAUAUGUGUGUGUAAAAGCUGGUGUAAAUCCUGAUGAUGGCUACACAAAUUUUGACAGCUUUGGCUGGGCCUUAUUAGCUUUAUUUCGGUUAAUGAUGCAGGAUUACCCUGAAGCACUUUAUCACCAGAUCCUUUAUGCUUCUGGGAAGGUCUACAUGAUAUUUUUUGUUGUGAUAAGUUUUUGGUUUGCCUUUUAUAUGGCAAGUUUGUUCUUAGGCUUACUUGCUAUAUCCUAUGAAGAAGAAAAGCAGACAGCUACUGAGAAAUCUAAGAUUGAUCAGGAAUUUCAGAAGUCUUUACCAGAACUUCAAGAAGAAAAAAUAACAGCAGAGACCAAGACCAUACAGAUAGAAAUGAAGAAAAGAUCAUCAACUUCUGUGAUUACUUCUUUGGAUGCAUCGGAUGAUGCUACUAUCAACCAUAAAGAAGUUUCAGAGCUUGAAAAAUCCAGGCAGAGAUGCCCAUUUUGUUGGUAUAGACGUGCUAAAACUUUAUUGAUCUGGGAUUGUUCUCCCUGUUGGUUAAAAUUGAAAGAGUUUGUCCGUAGGAUUAUAAUGGACCCAUUUACUGAUCUUUUCCUUAUUAUAUGCAUAAUUCUAAACAUAAACUUUUUGGCCUUGGAACACUAUCCAGUGAGUCUGGAAAGCAGCAAUAUUCUCAGCAUUGGAAACGUGGUGUUUACUGGAAUUUUCACAACAGAAAUGAUGUUUAAAAUAAUUGCCUUGCAUCCAUAUGGAUAUUUCCAAGUAGGCUGGAACAUAUAUGAUAGCCUAAUUGUGUUCCAUGGUUUAGCAGAACUUUAUCUAACAAAUUUUCAUGAACUGGCUAUUUUACGAUCAUUCAGGGUGUUACGAAUUUUUAGAUUGGGAAGAUACUGGCCAACAUUUAAGAUUCUGAUGCUGACUCUUUGUAACUCAAUUGUUGCCCUGAAAGACUUGGUCCUGCUGUUGUUCACGUUUAUAUUCUUUUCUGCUGUGGUUGGCCUAAACCUGUAUGGUUCAAAUUACAAAAAAUAUGUCUGCAACAUAAAUGAAGACUGUCAGCUUCCACACUGGCACAUGCAUGAUUUCUUCCAUUCUUUCCUGAAUGUAUUCCGGAUUCUCUGUGGAGAGUGGAUAGAGACUUUAUGGGAUUGCUUUAAGGUAGCAGGUCAAUUGAGUUGUAUUCCUUUUUACAUGAUGGUGAUUUUAAUUGGAAAAUUAUUGAUACUUUACCUGUUUCUGGCGUUGAUCAUCUCAUUUGGUUCAUACAAGCCUGCAACAACUGAAGAAAAUGAUGAAGCAAAAAAUCUCCAGCGUGCAAUGGCAAGAAUUAAAAAAGGAAUAAAUUAUGUGCUUUCUAAAAUACUAUGCAAAAAACAAAAUGUUCUAGAGGAAACAAUGGACAAUGUAAGUGAUGUAUAUGUUAAAGAGAAUAUUUCUGACCAUACGCUCUCUGAAUUGAGCAACACCCAAGAUUUCCUCAAGGAUAAGGAAAAAAGCAGCGGCACAGAGAAAAACACAAUGACCGAGAAUGAGAGUCAGUCGCUAAUCCCCAGUCCCAGUGUCUCAGAAACUGUACCGAUUGCUUCAGAAGAAUCUGAUAUAGAAAAUCCGGACAAUAAGGAGAUUCAGAGCAAGUCAGGUGAUGGAAGCAGCAAAGAGAAAGUAAAGCAGUCGAGCUCAUCUGAAUGUAGUACAGUUGAUAUUGUUCUCUCUGAAGAAGAAGAAAUGGUCUAUGAACAUGAAAAGCCAAAGCAUCUUAGAAAUGUUUAUGAACGAAGAUCUUCAUCUGCUCAAAUCAGUAGAGGCCCCAAGGAAGGAAAAAUCUGGCAGAACAUAAGGAAAACUUGCUGCAAAAUAGUAGAAAACAGUUGCUUUAGGUGUUUUAUUGGCCUUGUCACUCUGCUCAGCACAGGUGCUCUGGCUUUUGAAGAUAUAUAUAUUGAUCAGAGAAAGACUAUUAAGAUCUUAUUAGAAUAUGCUGACAUGAUCUUCACUUAUAUCUUUAUUCUGGAAAUGCUUCUAAAGUGGAUUGCAUAUGGUUUUAAAGCCUAUUUCACUAAUGGCUGGUACAAAAUAGACUUCAUGGUUGUUAUCGUGUUCUGUCUUAGUUUAAUAGGCAAAUCUCAGGAAGAACUAAAACCACUUGUUUCCAUUAAAUUCCUUCGGGCACUCAGAGUUCUAUCUCAAUUUGAAAAAAUGAAGGUGGUAGUGAGAGCUUUGAUUAAAACAACUUUACCCACAUUGAAUGUGUUUCUGGUGUGCCUUAUGAUCUGGCUGGCUUUUGGCAUCAUAGGAGUACACUUAUUUGCUGGCAAAUUCUAUGAGUGCAUUGACCCAACAAGUGGAGAAAGGUUUCCUCUAUCUGAAGUCAUGAACAGAAGUCAAUGUGAAAGCCUUGUAUUUAAUGAAUCCAUGCCAUGGGAGAAUGCAAAACUAAAUUUUGAUAAUGUUGGAAUCAGUUUUCUUUCACUGCUUCAAGUAGCAACAUUUAAUGGAUGGAUCACUAUUAUGAAUUCAGCAGUUGAUUCUACUGAUGGAGGCUCAAAUAUCUUUAUAACAGUCAAACAGAAGAAGCAGUACCGUGCCCUGAAGAAGCUGAUAUAUAAAGACUCUCAGAAACAAGUACUUCACCCAGAAAACAAGUUCCAACGAUUUAUCUUUGACUUGGUAACAAGUCGAGUUUUUAAUAUCAUCAUUAUGACUCUUAUAUGUUUCCAAGCAAUAACCGUUAUGAUACAAAGUGAUGAACAGAGCCCCCAAAUCGACACUGCUCUGUUUUGGAUUAACUCAGUUUAUGUUAUGCUAUAUAUUGGAGAAUGUAUACUAAAGCUCAUCGUUUUCCAUUGUAACUAUUUCACCAGUGGAUGGAACAUUUUUGACUUCAUGGUGGUUGUUUUCUCUAUUACAGGACUAUUUCUGCCUCUGAUGGUAGGAUAUUACCUUGUAUCUCCUUCCCUUGUGCAACUGAUACUUCUCUCGCGGAUCAUCUACAUUCUGCAUCCUGAGAAAGGACUAAAGCUGUUCCAUAAUCUGCUGCUUCCUUUGAUGCUGUCCCUCCCUGCCUUGUUGAACAUCAGUCUUCUCAUCUUCCUGAUCAUGUUUAUCUAUGCCAUCUUCGGAAUGUAUAAUUUUGCCUAUGUUAAAAAGGAAGCUGGAAUUGAUGACAUGUCCAACUUUGAAACCUUUGGCAGCAGUAUGCUCUGUCUUUUCCAAGUUACAAUAUUUGCUGGUUGGGAUGGGAUGCUCAACGCAAUUUUCAGUAGUAAAUGGUCUGACUGUGAUCCUGAUAAAAUUAACCCUGGGACUCAGGUUAGAGGAGACUGUGGCAAUCCCUUUCUUGGGAUUAUUUAUUUUGUCAGUUACAUCAUCUUAUCUAGGCUGAUCAUUGUAAACAUGUACAUUGUUGUUGUCAUGGAGUUUUUAAAUAUUGCUUCUAAAAAACAAGCCAAGACAUUGAGUGAGGAAGAUUUUAGGAAAUUCUUUCAGGUAUGGAAGAGGUUCGAUCCUGAUAGAACCCAGUACAUAGACUCUAGCAAGCUUUCAGACUUUGCAGCUGCUCUUGAUCCUCCUCUUUUCAUGGCAAAACCAAACAAGGGCCAGCUUGUUGCCAUGGAUCUUCCCAUGGCUGUUGGAGACAGAAUUCAUUGCCUUGACGUCUUACUUGCUUUAACAAAGAGAGUUAUGGGUAAAGAUCUGAGCAUGGAGAAAGUUCUUUCAGAGAUGGAAUCAGGAUUUACAUUAACCAACACUUUUAAGAUCACAUAUGAGCCAAUUACAACUACUCUGAAACGAAAACAAGAGGUAGUCUCAGCAACCAUCAUUCAGCGUGCUUAUAAAAGUUACCGUUUGAGGCAAAGUGACAAAAAUACUUCAGAUACUCAUAUGAUAGGUGGUGACAGGGAAGUUCAAGCUAUCAAAGAAGAUUCCUAUAUUGAUAAAGCUGAGGGAGUGUCAAUAAUUCAAAGCCAGGUAUAA